Messenger RNA from Uncinocarpus reesii 1704, 1065 nucleotides. RefSeq lists its product as uncharacterized. The transcript is spliced from 2 exons. Gene Ontology annotation, cellular component: mitochondrion. The record is from RefSeq and is a predicted model, not a curated record. Lineage: Eukaryota; Fungi; Ascomycota; Eurotiomycetes; Onygenales; Onygenaceae. Gene Ontology annotation, biological process: mitochondrial proton-transporting ATP synthase complex assembly. The coding region runs from base 1 to 1065 and encodes 354 amino acids.
AUGGCCCUUCGUUCUCCCGCAAUCCGAAACCUGCUUGGCCCUCAUACCUCGAUAUCGCCUCUAAGACAGUUCCAGAGGCGCUGGGCCCAAGUUCACGAUGUGCGGUUCGUUGCAACUCACCAAUUGAACAAUGUGGUAGAGCGAUACAAGGAUAAGCUCAGUCAGAAGGCCAAACAAGAAGGUCAUUCGUCUAUAGCCUCUUUGAAAGAAGCUUACCAGGACAAAAUCCAAUCUGUCCGUGCUGCCGACGCUGUCGAAACACCCCAUCCCGAACCGCUCUCAACAUCUUCCCAAUCAAAUCCGGGGAACCCUCGGCCUGCAUCCUCCUCUUCUACGUCUCAGCCGGAAUCGCACCAUGCCAGUUCUCCCCCUAAAUCUUCUGCGCCAGGCAUAAAACCACUUUCAGCAUAUCUCGACAUCCCCAAGAUUCUCACCCUCCCGCAGAAGGAAAUUGAAACUCUCUGGCGUCUCAGGCACGCACCAAAUCCAAACUCAGUAUGCGCUACCAUCCCCCUCGAAACAUACAACCGGCUCGUUAGCACGGCGCGUCAGAAUCCCCAAUUCAUUUUACCUCUACCCCGGGAAAUCGAGACGCCCGCAAGCGACGGCGAACGCUCCGCGGACAACCCUCCCACUAAAUCUUCCAUAGCUGCAGAAAUACAUUUUCUUCAAUGGGGAUUCCAUCCACCCUCGUCGACUCCAACGAGCCCACCCACAUCUCCAGAUUUUAGAACACAAAAUACGCACACCUCGACCGUCAUCUUCACACAUCUAGGCGCCUACAAGCUCCACGGGGCUUACGCACAACCUCACACCAUAAUAACGCACCAUCUAGACUUGGCUGACGAAAAGGGACUGGUCCUCAUGAACGGUACCGUGGUGCCAGACAAGGGCGUGAGUCUCGACGAGGCGAAAUUGUUGAUUAUGUGGUUACAAAGGUUUUAUGAUUGGGGAGUGGAUGGGAGUGAAGGGGGUAAGAAGGGAGAAAUGUUGAGAAUGUUCAGCCGAGGAGAUGUAGCGGGAUUCAAAGUGGAGGAUUUGGUAGAAGAGGUGGAAAGAAUCUAG